AUGGCGACCCAAGCCAGGCAGAGGAACGCUGCAGGCUCUUUAGAAGAGUCCACACAGAGAUUGCGCAUUAAAGAGUCUCUUCAUGCAAAUGAGAGCCCUUCUUCUCCAAUCGACGAGGACGAUGAGGAUGGAAGCGAAUAUAAUCAUGAAAAGGACGAAUUCUCGGAUGAUGGAGGAGGAGGAGCUGAGACUCCAGUCACUCCCUUUUCCCCCGGACGAAAGAAGUUUCCUUCAGAAUACAAGACAAUUCCAUGCACUUUUCCAGGAUGCACCAAGACGUUUAAUCGCCCAGCGAGAAUGAAAGGGCAUCUAGUAACACAUACCAAUGAACGCCCAUUCCCGUGCCCUUAUGAUGGUUGCGAUAAAACCUACAUCGAGGACAAGCAUCUGCAGCAGCACAUUAAAGGCACGCACACUCAAGAGCGCAAAUGGAUCUGUGAUUGGGAGGGAUGCAACAAGAGUUUUUUGACUGGCACAAGACUCCGAAGACAUAAAGAAGCUCAUGAGGGCCACGAACGGUUCAGAUGUACAGGCUAUCCAUCCUGCAACAAGACAUUCCGCAAGCAUCAAACACUCCAACGCCAUAUCCGCUCCGACCACCUUGAACUCGCCCCAUUUCCAUGCACAUACAUCGAUCCGAUCACCAAAGAGCUCUGCAAUGCUGGAUUCGACGGUGCGGUCGGUCUACGCAAGCAUGUAGAGCGAGUCCACUCUGAUCCCCAAUUCGUCUGCCCCUCUUGCACAAUCCCCAAUUCCUUCAACCUGGAUGGCACCCUCAAGUUCCUAGCCUUUACGACCGAUUCUCAAUUACAAAGCCACAUCCGUAAAGAGCAUUCAGACUGCAUGUUCUGUGACAAAAAGUGCUCCAGUCAACGCGAAUUGCAAAAGCACAUCGAGAGCCAACAUUCAGGAAAGACUCUUGACGAACGCAAGACAAUUCCUUGCACGUAUUUCGAUUGCGGCAAGACGUUUACCAAGAAGUCCAAUCUCGCUGUGCACAUCCGCACCGUCCAUAACGGCGAGCGCUUCAUCUGCGGCUCUUUCGAUGUUUCCUCCAAUAUAACCCUAGAAGCGUUUGACCCACUAGAACACGCAUGCGGAAAAGACUUCACCUCGAAAGCGAGUCUUGAAGACCAUAUCCGAACGGGACAUCUCGGUCUCCCAAGUCUCAUCAAUUCUAAACGCAAGAAGCCCACAGAAACGGAGAUGGAUUUUGAUAUGGAUUUCAUCGAUGACGAAGACGACGAUUUUGCUCCCAAGAAGAAGAAACGUAAAGCGAGAAGGCAAAAGCCUAAUGUUAUUGAUGAGCAAUAUGAUCGUGAGGUUCAUUUGCGAGCUGCCCAUCCGGUUUUAACUGAAGCUGCGAGGUUUGAUUCUCCAUUUGAUUUCCAACCUUCAGGCUCUUUCUUCCAAGACGGGGGUGGAAAUGGGGGUGAAGGUGGAGGAAUGGGUAUCGGUAUUGGUACAAUGACAGUACAGGCUGAUAUCGAUUGGGAAUUACAACGGCAGGCCUUAGACGGUGGUGCGUUCUGGGUUGGUGCUGGGGAGUCUAUAGUGCCGAAUGGGGAUAGCUGGACGAUGGAAGAGGAGGAGAUGAGGCGGUUGAUCGAUCCGGAUUUAUUCAGUUUGUGA
Messenger RNA from Lachnellula hyalina, 1632 nucleotides. It is a transcript of the gene sfc2, whose product is annotated as Transcription factor. Gene Ontology annotation, biological process: regulation of transcription by RNA polymerase II. Gene Ontology annotation, cellular component: nucleus. The transcript has 3 exons. The record is from RefSeq and is a predicted model, not a curated record. The coding region runs from base 1 to 1632 and encodes 543 amino acids. Lineage: Eukaryota; Fungi; Ascomycota; Leotiomycetes; Helotiales; Lachnaceae.